GAAGUUUCAUUCUCUCAACCAAAUUUGAAGAAUUUAUCACCAGUUAGUCACUAACUGCUUGUUAGGUAGUGUAUAUUGAAAAACGAGAGCUGUCUCCUGUGAGCAGAAUAAUGGCAGAGUACUUAGAUGAAAGUCCGAUACAGUUUGGGCAAAUCAGCACAGUCCAGAACUGCAGCGCCGAUUCAUCUGAAGACCCCUUCUUAACAUCCUCCACCUUGCCAACAUGCCUUCCGUUUGCCUCUUCACAGUCUGUGCCUCUGCCCUUUCCCAUGGCUCAUGGCACCACCACCUUGGCUUUCAUGUUCCAGGGUGGCGUGCUGGCUGCGGCAGACACUCGUUCCAGUUGCUCAGGCCUUGUCGCGUGCCCAGCCUCGCAGAAGAUCCUGCCCAUUCACAGUCACUUGGUGGGCCUGACCUCGGGCACUUCAGCCGACUGCGCGCUUUGGAAACGUAUUUUGGCUCGCGAGCUGCGGCUUUACCAACUUCGCCACGGUCGACGGUUGUCCACGAGCGGAGCUGCCAAAUUGCUUUCGCACAUGCUUCACCCUUUCAAAGGAACUGAGCUGUGUGUGGCUGCCACGUUGUGUGGGUGGGAUGGAGGAGAGGUGGACGAUGGAUGUGAUUACCAUGGAGGCACAGAGACCGGUCCUGGUAGUCGAGGAGAAACAACAAAGAAUCAAAUGACUGAGCAGAAAAACUUUGUAGAUAGCACCAAUGCAAAGGUUUCUCUGGCAAAGGAUGAACGCUUUUCUUUCUCUGAGCAGUGCUUCAUCAGAAAGAAAAUGAAUUUAUCUGGACCAAGCCUUUUUUAUGUAUGCAGUGAUGGUACGCGCCUACGGGGAAUGCUUUUCUCUGUGGGCUCAGGAUCCCCUUAUGCCUACUCAAUUCUGGACCAAGGUGUUCACUGGGGGCUGACAGUAGAUGAGGCCAAGUCAAUAGCUAGAGAAGCUGUGUACAGAGCUACAUAUAGGGAUGCAUAUUCCGGAAACUGUGUGGACAUGUAUCACAUCACGUCAAAAGGCUGGACACGCAGAAACCGGGAGGAUUUGAAAGAGGAAUAUUACCGAGAAAAGGAAAGGCGAAAGCAUGAGAAAACAGAGAGGCGGGAUGUGACUUUUUCUGACUAAAGACAUGAAACAAACAAAAAUGGCUUGGGAAGCGAAAGGCAAACAUUGGGGAGUAUUUUGGAGAGACGUGAUACGAUGGCAUCUUUGCAGCAGUUACUAAAUUAAUGAACAGGACAGGCAGUUGCAUCCUCCAGGCUAUUUCUCAAAUGAUUUGGGCAUGCAUAUCGUUCUCUCUAAUAAACAGCUGAUGUUUUGUUUGUGCUGAUGAUAAAAUGUAUUCUAAGAGCACCCUGCUUGCUGGCAUUUUGAUUUAGAUGUUAAAGCAUUAUGAAUCAUUUCAAGAAUGUGAGAUAAUUACUACCUCCUCCUGCAUGCGGGUAAAUCGCAUAAACACAGAGAAGCAGAAAAUGAAUAGUCUAAAAAUCUAAAUGGCUGGAGGCUGAAGGUCAUAAUGUAUUACUGUGUGUAAGGGAACACGUUUAGCCGCAGCAAUAAACGGUAAA
Molecule: messenger RNA, 1570 nt
Organism: Oreochromis aureus
Lineage: Eukaryota; Metazoa; Chordata; Actinopteri; Cichliformes; Cichlidae
Product: proteasome subunit beta type-11-like
Exons: 2
Coding region: 111-1127 (338 amino acids)
Cellular component (GO): proteasome core complex
Source: RefSeq, a predicted model, not a curated record